UCAACAUGGCGGUCGUCCGGAGUGCGCUCCUAGCGUACGUUUAAAACGCAAUUAAACACGCACCGUUCACAUACCCGUCUUAUUAAAUGUGUUGUUCGUGUAUCAAAAAUGUUACAGUUGCAGUGUUAAGAGUUGUUUGAUAUUUAUACAGUCGGUGUGUUAUAUUGUGUUGCAUGAGUGACCAUAAUGGGGUGCUGGGUAGUGCGCGGGAUGGACGCCAUUCACCGGCCAGUACUGAACAGCUAACAAAAUGCCAAACGGAGCCAGAUUGCGUAGCGAUAGGUAGCAGGCUGCGCGGCGCGAUGGGCACUCGCCCGCCGGCCGCGUUCUGGCCGCAGCUGUGGGCGACUGUGGUCAGGAACUUGCUGCUCAAGAAACGCGACACCAGGAAGACGCUCGCUGAAGUACUGGUUCCUCUCUAUUCCCUGGGAGUGCUGAUCUUCCUCAAGAUGCUCGUACCGAACCCCAACUUCCCCGAAGUCAGGAAACCGGGCCGCCUCCUCCGUAUCCAUCAUGAUGCAGUGUCUGAUAACCACGUGGUGGCCGUCGUGGCAGACUGGUACAACAGUAACGGAACAUUGGCUUUUCUAGAUGAAGUGAACGUAAUGCUAACUGAUUCUGGGCAGCAUCCAAUCACGUGGAUCAGGUACAAUGACACUACGGAUCUAGACGACGCCUACCAUGGUGAUGCCAAGAGAUUUCCACUGGCUGUCAUCUUUCACACGGAUCCUAGUGUAUAUGGUGAACCAUUAAGAUACACAAUACGUACUAACCCAUCAAAGGACGGAGGAACGCCAUCUACGAGGACUUUGACCACUUCGCCAGCGAAAUGUCGGGAUCGAACCAAUACGGAUUGGUCUACAGACUGGUCCCGUGGGGGGCAAUUGAUACCACUAUCAGAAAUGCAUAGAGAGGACACGUGUCCAGUGCUACAAUAUUAUUAUACUGGUUUUCUGGCAUUGCAGACACUGAUAGACUAUGUUAAAAUUAAGCUGGAUACAGGCAGAGAAUUCCUCCCCCCACGGGUGGAUCUUCUCCAAUUUCCCAAGCGGCAGCACACUGGUGAUUGGCUGGUGAUAUUCCGGGUGAUUAUGCCCAUGUAUAUGGUGAUGACGCUGUCGCAAUUCAUCACCUACCUCUUGAUGCUGGUGGUGGGGGAGAAGGAGAAGAAAAUCCGGGAAGGCAUGAGGAUUAUGGGCUUGAAAGAUUCCGUUUAUUGGGGUUCCUGGUUUUUAAUCUACGCAGUAUUUGUUACGAUUUUAUCUAUUGUAAGCACAGUUCUAUUGUUUACUUUAAAGGUGUUUCAACACUCGUCUUAUAUUCUGAUAUUCCUUCUGAUGCUCCUCUUUGGGUUCACUAUUAUAACUUUUGCGUUUAUGCUGACUCCUUUCUUCGAUAAAGCCAGAACCGCAGGUAUCCUAGGCAGUUUCGCGGUGAACCUAAUGUCUGGACUUUACUUCAUUCAAGUGUUUGUGUCUAACGCGGAUUCGCUCGCCUUCUGGUUCCUCUCCCUUAUCAGCUCCAGUUGUUAUGCUCUCGCUAUGGAUAAGGCUCUAGUGCUUGACAUGGCGGGAGUGGGGGUGACCUGGGAAAACCUGUGGAGCGGGCCUGGUGUUCCCUUCGGUGGGAGCCUCAUCAUGAUGGCCAUAGACACCAUUAUCUAUGCCUUUACGGCUUAUUGGCUGGACGCUGUUAUACCUAGUGAGUACGGCAUCAAGCAGAAGCCCUGGUUCUGCCUCCUGCCGUCCUUCUGGUUCGGCAGCAGGCGCGGCCGGGUGUCUGCUGUCCACUUCCAUUCGAACGGGGAUGCACAUAAUAAGGAUAUUGAACCUGUGCCCAAGGAACUGCAAGACAAAGAAGCUAUCAGAAUCGUCGGUCUCCAAAAAUCCUUCCGCCAUUGUCGUAAGCCAGAAAUCAAAGCCAUCGAUGGCAUCGAUCUGAGCAUCUACGAGGGUCAGAUCACAGCAGUUCUAGGUCACAAUGGAGCUGGGAAGUCUACGCUAUUUAACAUUCUGACUGGUUUAACAGCACCCACUGCUGGUACCGCGUAUGUGUAUGGAUUGGAUGUUAGAGAUCCCAAUGACAUGCAUGAAAUCCGCCAAAUGACAGGAGUUUGUCCCCAGCAAGAUGUGCUCUUUGAUUUAUUAUCUGUGAAGGAACACUUAAAAUUUUUCGCGGCAAUUAAGGGUAUACCAAGUAAGAGAAUAUCAGACGAAGUCCACAAAGCUGUGUCGGAAGUGGGCCUGUUGGACCAAAUGGACGUGUUCUCGAAGCAUCUGUCCGGGGGCCAGAAGAGGAGAUUGAGUAUAGCCAUCGCUUUUAUAGGAGACCCUAAGAUAAUAAUCCUAGACGAGCCCACAGCUGGAGUCGAUCCAGUGUCGAGAAGGAAGACGUGGCGAAUCCUGCAGAGAGCAAAACGAGGGAGAGUCCUGUUGCUGACCACGCAUUUUAUGGACGAAGCUGAUAUACUGGGUGAUCGGAAAGCUGUUAUUAGUAAGGGCAGGGUACGCUGUGCUGGCACUUCGUUGUUUUUAAAAAACAAGUUUGGUAUCGGGUACCAUUUAACACUGGUGCUGGAUGGCGCAUGCCGCGAGAACCAGAUCACGCGGCUCGUGCGCGGGCACGUGGGGCGCGCGGAGAAGGCGCGGCGGCACGGCCGCGAGCUGUCCUACAUCCUGCCGCACUACGCCGUACAUCUCUUCCCGCCGCUCUUUCAUGCUAUCGAGACUGAGAUACGGGAGAAGACGAAUCGGCUGGGUAUCACGAGUUACGGCGUGUCAAUGACAACAUUAGAAGAAGUAUUCCUUAGUUUAGAAGGUGAAAAUACGGAAGAAAUGGAAUCGGUGGAAGGUGUAUCUUCUGUGAAGCUGGUGCGCGCUAGAGCGUUGUCCAGAAGUCUCUCGUUACAGAGCAAAACCCUUAGCUACCAGGAGCUCAAUGACAAAGAGCAACAGAAAACGACGUCCCUCACGCCUCCCGCCUCACACGCUCUGCACUCCACCACACAUGGAGUCGAACAUGUCAAGGUCACACCAGAGAUGCCAGUCUCGGUAGAAGCCCUGGGUGAGAUAGUAAAGACGAGCCCGUCGUGUUGGCGAACCUUCUGCGCGCUGGUUUACAUACGAACUGUCCGGAUGAUUAGGGACCCGUAUAAGUUAUAUGUGAUGAUAUUUAUGCCUAUCAUAUCCUGCGCUCUGGGGCUCUACAUAAAAUCUCGUCAGAUAGUAUUCUUUCGGAUGCAACCCCUCAAGCUGGACCCCAACGCGUACGCCAACAAGACCCCGACCGCCUUACACACAGAACUAAACGACUUCCAAGCUGUAGACGAUUUCAAAAGCUCAUUAGAAACCUUGGGAGCGUAUCCAAUAGGAUUGUUCGAUGGAAAUUUCUCGAGCCUACUUGAUAUGGAAAAUUUUGGCGCGUUCAGUUUGAAAGAAAGUCCGAUUCCAUACGGGAACAUAUUGGCCUAUUAUAAUAGCACUUAUACGCACAGUUUGCCUAUUAUUGUUAAUCUUUUGGACAAUAGUAUUUACAGGGUUUUAAUGUCAGCGUCAGGGCAAUUAGAAAACUUCAGGCCUAUAGAAGUCUUGACGCAUCCAUUCCAACAAACAGAGCAGCCAGAAGAGUUUAAUCUCGGUAGCGUUGUUUGCGCCAUCUUCAUGGGAAUGAUAUUUGCAUUGGUUCCCGUUACGUUGGCUGUUGAUAUUGUGUAUGAUAGAGAGAUUAAGGCGAAGAAUCAGUUGCGGGUGAAUGGUCUGUCCAUGAGUAUGUACUUCCUUACGUACUUCACCAUUCUCAUCUUCAUCAUGAUUCUUACGAGCGUCGGUGUAUUGGUACUUGUAAUCAUAAACGACAUUCCAAGCUUAACUAACGGAUCUGCGAUUACCAUGCUCACCGGCCUCCUCGUCUUGUACAGCCCUUCCGCCAUUUUGUUUAACACGUGCCUCUCUUACAUCUUCGACAAAAUGGACUCCGCGCAGUCUAUCAUGCCCAAUAUCACCACCUGGGUUGGAGUCAUUCCUUUUGUUAUGGUCGCUUGUUUGGACACUUUUAAGUGGGGUAGUGAAAUAGCAUUCUACCUCCACACGCUAUUCAGUUUCUUAGACGUGAUGUACAUACCGUACGCCAUUAUUUAUUAUGUGGAUAGGGUGUACCUGACGUGCAACCUGAGCGGGCUGUGCACGGUGCCGGCGCUGUCGAGCUACUUCACGGCGGAGGUGUGGGUGCUGAUCGGCGCCAUGCUGCUGCACGUGCCGCUGUGCGGCGCGGCGCUGCUGGCCGCCGACCGGCUCAAGUCGGGCGCUAGGAUAUGUCCGCGUAAGAAAAUCGAGCCAGACAAGUGUUUGGACUCAGAAUCAGAGGCCGGCGGUGAGGUCGGCGAGGAUGAGGAUGUGAGACGCGAGCGGCGCCGGGUCGCGAACAUACUGCAGCAGAUACAGAGCAAGCAAGCGCAGCAACUACCCGCCUUACUCGUGCAUAACCUUCGCAAAGAAUACAAGAUAAGGAAUUCGGAAGUGUCCUGGUGCGGCGACCGGGAGGGCGGCAAGCGCGCGGCCGUCGCGCGGCUGUCGCUCGCCGUGCACGGCGGGGAGGUGUUCGGCCUGCUGGGGCACAACGGCGCUGGGAAAACCACCACUAUGAAGAUCAUCACUGCUGAGGAGCGCUUGACUAACGGCACUGUGAUGCUCGGGGGCAAGAGCAUAGAGGAGGUGCAGUCGAGCGCGUUCCAGCUGCUCGGCUACUGCCCGCAGCACGACGCGCUCUGGAAGAACGUCACCAUCCGCGAGCACAUCGAGUGCUACGCAGCCAUACGCGGGAUCAGCAAGGCGGACACGCCCAGGAUAGUGGACGCGUACCUAAACGGGCUGCAGAUAAUGGAGCACGCGAGCAAGAACGCGGACGAAUGCUCCGGCGGCACGCGGCGCAAGCUGUCCUUCGCGCUGGCCAUGGUGGGCAGCCCGCGCGUCGUGCUGCUGGACGAGCCCUCCACCGGCAUGGACCCUCGCAGCAAGCGGUUCCUAUGGGACACCAUAUUGGCUAGCUUCCAGGGUAGGAAAGGUGCUAUAUUAACAACACAUUCCAUGGAGGAGGCUGACGCCUUGUGUUCCAGAGUUGGGAUCAUGGUCAAGGGAGGUCUGCGGUGUGUCGGCUCGACGCAGCACCUCAAGAACUUGUACGGCGCUGGCUACACGCUCGAGAUGAAAAUAGGGCAAAAUAACAAGCAAACGAUGAUGGAAUCUGACAUGUCGAUGUCACCUUCACCGUUGAGAUCUGGUAAUAACUCGCCCUCUUUAGGUGAAGCGGAUGAAGGUGGGUCAGGUGGAGGGUCGUUGACUGCAGAGGUGGAGGUGGAAGGGGAAGCAGACGCAGUAGACGUCAGCAUCCACACGCCGCUGGUGGGCAGCGCGCCGCCGCUGCGGCACCAUCACCAGCGCACGGAGUCGAGCGGCGGCGCGAGCGCGGAGGCGGCGGUGGCGCUGGUGGCCCGGUUGUUCCCGGCGGCCGAGCUGGAGGAGAGCUUCGCGGAGCGGCUAGUGUUCAGCGUGCCGCAGCGCUCCGUCUCCAGCCUGGCCACCUGCUUCCAGCAGAUUGAGGAAGCAAAAGAAAGGCUGAACAUAGUCGAAUACAGCUUCAGCCAGACGACCUUGGAGCAGGUGUUCCUGAAGUUUGCGCAAACCGAGAACGUCGAGUCUUCGGACCAAGAGCAUUAGUUACGUGUAACAUACUACAUAGUCGGUUUACUUGACGAUUCCUUGUAUUUUUAGACAUUUGUUUCAGCGCCAUCUAGUGAAGAAAUUAGGAAAACUCGUAUCGGAAUUUGACAAUUGGCAAGCGGGCAGAUGUCGGUAGUAAUCUGUCUCUUUCGGUUUCAAGUCGUUUGCCAUAAGUCAGAGAGGAACGUAUAAUAAUUUGAAUGUAAGCGGUUAUAAAUUACUAUAGUAGUGAUAAAAUAUGGCAAUAUGAUCUGAUAGCUUUAUAAACGCGUAUAAAAAAGAAUUUUGUAUGUUUAUCAUUAGAUUUCGUACAAUCUUUCAUUCUUCGUGAAAGGGCGGACUGUUUCAAAUGACUGUUAAUAUUAAUCAGUUAAUUAAAUAGUUAUUGUUUUAUGUUCGAUAGACGGAUACAAUCGAUUAUGAUACAAACGAAAUCGUCAAGUAAAUCAAUUGUUUAAGUGCUUCAAACUGUAACAUAAUCGCUUUAAACUAAGUAGAUCUGUUUUGAUUUUAAGCUUUUGUAUGUUUCCAAAGAGAGAAUAGUUAGUAUUUGACAUAAUAUUCAUGUAACGAUACAAUAUUUUGGAAUCUCACACAAAUUCCAGCAUUGAGGUUAUUAAGGAUGUUGUAAUUUUAAAAAAUUGCGUAUUUUAAUUAUUAAUUAAAACUUUAAAAACACCGCGUGAUUACUGAGGAAAUAACAUCAUCAAAAUCUGGAGUUCCAACAUUGACCAAGGUCGUAAUACCACAGAUAAUAUAAUACUAUGUAAUACUACUACUAAAGUAUUAUGUUAUCUGUGGUAAUAGUAAGCCUCGAAUCGAAAUGCCUCGAAUGGUGUAGUUACGCCACUGGAGCCAACAUUUGUCAUUUUCCGGAGCCCAUAUCCUUUUCCUUACCCUUCUCAGUCCUUUCCUUUAUCCCUCACGUCAAUCCUUUCUUAAUCCCUUUCCGGUUUGAAGUCGGCAAUCCAUUCGUAGAGGCGUAAGGCCUGCAAUCGACCU
Zerene cesonia (dogface butterfly) is the source of this 6716-nucleotide messenger RNA. RefSeq names its product ATP-binding cassette sub-family A member 5-like. Bases 174 to 5711 code for a protein of 1845 amino acids. Gene Ontology annotation, cellular component: membrane; intracellular membrane-bounded organelle. The transcript has 36 exons. The record is from RefSeq and is a predicted model, not a curated record. Gene Ontology annotation, molecular function: ATP hydrolysis activity; ATP binding; ABC-type transporter activity. Gene Ontology annotation, biological process: lipid transport; transmembrane transport. Lineage: Eukaryota; Metazoa; Arthropoda; Insecta; Lepidoptera; Pieridae.